AUGUUCAUUCCGAAGCCUGUGAAGCCAGGACAAGAGCCAGAUGUUCGAAAUCCAUUGGAUUUAAGGCCACGGAAUAAGAAUACAAAGAAACUUUCGAGUCCACUCCCAGAGAUUGAAGGGAUAACUCGUCGGGUGGCGGCGAAGACGUACCGAUCGAUGCUGGACUUGAAAGACGCAUAUGAACAGAUGUGCAUAGAUCCGAAAGAUGUCUGGAAGACGGCAUUCGCGACGCCACAGGGAAAUAUGGUUAGUAAUGUCGUCCAAAUAGGCGAUUGUAACGCACCGGCGACAUUUCAAGCAUUGAUGAACCAUAUUUUUUCGCCGUACAUUGGAAUCUUCAUGGAUGUCUAUUUGGAUGACAUAAUUAUCUACUCGGACACCCUUGAAGAGCAUAUUGAGCAUGUUAAACUUGUUCUUGAUGUGUUGAAAAGGGAGAAAUUUUACCUUUCAGCAAAUAAGCUCAAUUUCUUGUCCAAGCGAGUCAAGAUUUUGGGUCGUAUAGUUGACGAAGAGGGCAUCCAGAUGGACCCGCAUAAAGUCGAUGCAUUGUCCCGAUGGAAAACGCCGACAAACCGAGACCUUCUUCGAGGGUUCCUUGGGGCGGCGGGCUACCUUGCGGAUGAUAUUGACCACGUGCGAAUUCCGAUGGGUGUUCUUCAUAGUCUAACGAGUGACUCCGUCCCUUUUCAAUGGGGCGAGAUGCAGCAGAGGGCGUUCGACGAAAUUAAAGAGCUGGCUGUGAAAUGUAAAGAUCAUCACAGAAAGCCGUUGAAAUAUGGCAAAGACGCACCCCAUAUCAACGUCAUGACAGAUGGUUGCGCGACAGGGAUUGCAGGGAUUGUAAGCCAAGGAGAAGACUGGAAGAAAGCGGAUGUAGCUGCUUUCUUUUCAGCGAAACUGUCUCCAGUGCAGCAGAACUAUGCUGUACACAAAAUUGAACUGUUAGCGGGUGUCGAGACGAUGCUGAGGCAUCGAGACAUUUUGCAAGGCACUCACUUUCGUUGGUUUACAGACCACAAAGGCCUCAUCCAUCUUUUGAAGCAACGAAACUUGUCCGGACGGCAAGCUCGAUGGAUGGAAAAGAUAAGCAUUUUUGAUUUUGAAGUCGUCUAUGUUCCAGGUGUGGAGAACAUAUUGAGUGAUGCGCUCUCACGUAUAUACUCUAACGACGCACCUGGGACUGUACGCGCUCUGAGCGAGUACACAGAACACAAUGAUUCCGGGAUGCCAAUGUCUGAACGAGCGCUCAAGGUCAUCUCAGCUCCAGUUCUAGUUGGACUGGAGGGCGAGGUAGCAACAUUUGCUGUGAAUUAUGUUCGUCGAAAGAACAAGAAAGCGACGAACUCACCGGCUGAGACAGGAAGGCCCGAGACAGCGGAAGAAUUUGCUGCUCGAGUGGGCGACUCUUUUGUUCUCCACGGACCGUGUGAGAGAACAGAGGGCGAGGGUCAGAAGGACCAGGGAACAUCCGCCAAUCAGUCAGACCCAAACCAGAAGCUGGUUAUCAGAAUACCUGCCAGAAAGAAGAAGGACAACGUCUCUCAAAGUGACAGUGAGAGAGUGUCUAAAAUUAGCGCCCUCGAGACCGAGCCAAGAGCGCCAAGCGACACUUCGGAGAACGCCGAAACAGACUUAGUCGAGGCACCACAAAUGCUCGACAAGAUUCCCCAGCUCGAUAUCACAAAGGAUAUGGCUGGAAUUGAUGUCCUGAAUGAGAUUAGACAUAAGUAUGGUCAAGAUACUGUGUUUAAAACUGUUAUAGAGAAACCUACCAAGCAUAGAAACUUCAUUCUUGAAGAUGGCUUGGUUUUUCUCAAGGAUGACAGCCGGAAGCGUCUGUGUAUACCAGAUCUCCGGGUACAGGGAAGAAGUUACAAGCAAAACUUAUGA
Messenger RNA from Cyclocybe aegerita, 1890 nucleotides. Lineage: Eukaryota; Fungi; Basidiomycota; Agaricomycetes; Agaricales; Hemipholiotaceae. The record is from the annotation of a GenBank genome assembly.